Messenger RNA from Neogale vison (American mink), 5089 nucleotides. RefSeq names its product CD101 molecule (gene CD101). Gene Ontology annotation, molecular function: hydrolase activity, acting on carbon-nitrogen (but not peptide) bonds, in cyclic amides. The transcript is spliced from 9 exons. Lineage: Eukaryota; Metazoa; Chordata; Mammalia; Carnivora; Mustelidae. The coding region runs from base 40 to 3099 and encodes 1019 amino acids. The record is from RefSeq and is a predicted model, not a curated record.
CUUCAGUGACACCACGAGGAAAGGUCUGUACUGGGCCAAAUGGCACACAUCCCACAUGUGGCAUCUUUCUUUCUCUUUCUGACUAAGCUCAGCCUUGGCCAGAGGGAGGUAACCAUCCAGAAAGGACCACUGUUUCGGGUCGCGGGCUACCCUAUCAGCAUUGGCUGCAAUGUCACGGGCCACCAGGGACCUGCUGAGCAGAAUUUCCAGUGGUCUGUUUACCUGCCUAAAACCCCGAAACAAGAAAUCCAGAUCGUGAGCACCAAGGAUGCCAGCUUCUCUUAUGUGGUGUACGCACAGCGGGUGCGAAGCGGGGAGAUCUAUGUGGAGAGGGUCCGGGGCAACUCAGUCUUCUUGCACAUCUCAGAGCCCCAGCUGAAGGAUUCUGGCGAGUAUGAGUGUCAUACACCGAACACGGAUGAAAGAUACUAUGGCAAUUACAGCGCGAAGACUAGGCUAAUUGUUAUUCCAGAUACCCUCUCUGCCACCAUGAGUUCCCAGACUCUCAGUAAGGAGGAAGGUGAAUCAUUAGAACUGACCUGCGAAGCAGCCAAAGCCUCAGCUCAGCACACUCAUCUCUCUGUCACCUGGUACCUGAUGCAGGACGGAGAAAGAAACCAAACCACUGAGAUUAUUUCCCUCUCCAAAGAUUUCCUGUUGAUACCUGGGCCCUCGUACACAGAGAGGUUUGCGGCUGGUGACGUCCGGCUCAGCAAGCUUGGGGUUGCCACCUUCAGGCUGUCCAUAGGGAGCCUCCAGCCCUCAGAUCAAGGCCAGCUGUUCUGUGAGGCCACCGAAUGGAUUCAGGAUCCAGAUGAAACCUGGACUUCAAUCGCGAGAAAGCGGACAGCUCACACCGCUCUGAGGAUCCAACCCAUAGUGAGAGAUUUUCACAUCGACAUUUCAGCUGAGAGCGUGUGGACCGCAGGGAAUUCCUUAGAACUGGUCUGCCUCGUCGUAGGUGGUGGCCGGGACCCAUGGCUUCAGAGCAUUUGGUUCUUCAAUGGUAAUGAGAUGGCCCGCAUGGACGCUGGGGGUGUUCUGGACCUGAAAGGCGACUACAGAGAGAGAGCAAGUCAAGGACAGCUCCUGGUUUCAAAGUUAAGCCCCAAAGCUUUCUAUCUCAAGAUCUUCUCCGUGGGACCCGCGGACGAAGGCACCUACAGCUGCGCCGUGGCAGAGGUGGCAAGAGCUCCGAUGGGCUCCUGGCAGGUGCUUCAGAGCAAGCAGUCCCCAGACAGCCACGUGCAUCUGAGGAAGCCAGCAGCAAGAAAUGUGGUCUUAUCCACCAAGAACAAGCAGGAAGCCACGUGGGAAGGAGAGGCAUUAAUGCUUCUUUGCAAGGCAGAUGGGGCUGUGAGUCUCCUGUCCGUGGAAUGGUGGCACCUCCCACAAGGCCAGGCGCAGCCGGAGUUGGUGGCCAGUAUGCAACAAGAUGGUACCGUGCAGCUGGGGGCCUCCUACAAGCAACUCAACAACCGGGGCCCCAGGAGGCUGGAGAAAAUGGACUGGGCCACCUUCCAGCUGGAGAUCAGCCCCACCAGCAUCACAGAUAGCGGUGUGUAUGAGUGCCGAGUGUCUGAGGACACCCAGAGCCACUCCGGAGGUCGGAGCUGGACUCAGAAGUUGGCAGUCACUGUCAAGUCUCUGGAGUCAAGUUUACGGGUUAAGCUGAUGAGCCGUCAGCCCAAAGUAGAAUUAGGCAAGACCUUUGGCUUGUCCUGCGUAGUGGAGGCUGACUACGCUAACCUCAGGGUGCCACUCACUGUGACGUGGCUGUUCCAGCCAUCGAGAUCUCAAGUCUUUCAUCUACUUGUUCGAGUCACCCAUAAUGGCACUAUUGAGUGGGGGGAAGACCUAGCUCAGUUCCAAAAGAAGACAAAAGUUCUCCAGUCCUCGAUUCAUUCUCAACUCCUAAUCCAUGAUGCCACUGAGGAAGAAGCAGGAGUUUAUCAGUGUAAAGUCGAAGUUUAUGUCAGAAAUUCCCUAUGCACAAGCAGCUCCGCAAGAGCUUCUGCCUUCUCUCACUCACUGAUGAUAGCCAUCGCUUUACCAGAGAGCAAGCUGCAAGUGAACUCAAGCAGUCAAGUCCGAGAGAUCCUCAUCAACUACAACACCAACAUAGAAUGUAGCAUCUUGUCCCAGUCCACUGGAGACGUUCAGUUAGCCGUCAUUUGGUACUUCUUUCCCAGUUCCACUAACGCAAUCUGGCUGAGGAUCCUGCAAAUGGACCAAACCAAUGUUGUAAAAUAUGGGGAUGAAUUUCACACCCAAAGGAGAAAACAAAAAUUCUACCCCGAAAAAGUUUCCCAAGACUUGUUUCAGCUACACAUUUUGAAUGUGGAAGACAGCGAUCAGGGCAAGUACCACUGCACUGUGGAGGAAUGGCUCUUGUCUACAAAUGGCACUUGGCACAAGCUUGGAGAAAAGAAGUCGGGUCUGACAGAAUUGAAACUCAGGCCUACAGGAAGUAAAGUACGUGUGUCCAAAGAGUACAGAACAGAGAAUGCUACUGAGCACAGCAAGGUGGCCAUCCGCUGCAGCUUGGAGAGUCCUGGCAGCUCAGCUUCCCUGUUCUCUGUGAUGUGGUACCGGAACAGGGAAAAUUCUGGAACGAAAAUGCUGGUGCACCUGCAGCAUGAUGGCUUGCUGGAGUACGGCGAAGAGGAGCUCAGGAGGCCUCUGGUCUGUUACCGUUUAUCCUCCACAGAGUUUGUCCUGCAGCUUCAUUGGGUAGAGAUGGAGGAUGCUGGACUCUACUGGUGCAGAGUGGCCGAGUGGCAGUUGCACGGCAACCCAAGCAAGUGGGUCAAGCAAGCCUCAGACGAGUCACAGCAUAUGGUGCUCACAGUGCUGCCUUCAGAGCCCACACUUCCUUCCAGGAUCUGCUCAUCGACAUCUUUCCUCUAUUUCCUGUUGACGGUCCCCUGCAUUCUGUUGAUUCUUCUGCUUAUUUCUCUCUUCUGCUACUGCCACAAGGCCAGGAAGUUGUCGGCAAUGAGUCUAAAAGCACAGAAAGAAAAGUCCCUUUGGAUGAACUUGAAAGGGACUGGAGACUGGACAAUAAACCAGAGGGACGAGGAAGACGAAGACCAUUGAAUCCAGAAAGCUCCCAUCGGCCCCAGGGAAAGUGUGGGCUUUGGAAUUGAACUGAGCCACUUGUGAAUGUGAAUGAAUCCAGGUUGGGUCCUUCUUGGUGUCUAUGACCUUGGGCAAGUUACCUAGGAAUCAUAGGGAAUGUUUACUGAGCGUGUUUGUGGGACCCACACCACGAAGUGUUUCUUUGCGUGUUGCCCUCAUCUACCCCUUGUAUCCUCCCAGGAGUUAGACAAUUUACCCUGUUUUUCACUGGAAGUACCUCACAGAGAUUCAGGGUCCCUGUCUGUAAGGAGAGAACCUCCCUCACACAGCCUCUUGGGUAUUCGGUGAGAUCCUACAGUAAAGCCUCGGUGAGAGUACCCUCUACCUUUCCCUCCCUUAUGUCACUGACUCCCAGGAGAGCACUCCAAGUGGUCCAGUCACGCUGACCCUUGGGCAUCCUUUGCCCCCAGAUUACAGGUGUAGGAAGGGCCCUGAUGUCAGCAAGGCAAAAGGGUAUUAGGGAUGUGCCCUUCAUUCAUAUCCCAUCUGUCUUGCAAGGUGAGUGUGACUUCCCUCAAAGCAGAACGCCCAUCAUUCCCUCAUCCCAUCUAUGAAUGCUUUGCAAGAACAAACUCUGUGUAGAGGAUCCCUGAUCAAUAUUGGUCCUUCCAUGAAGCUGUAAAGCAUUUUGUAGUCUGAGUUUCUAUUUUAGUAACAGUGGUCUGAUCAGCCCCCAAGGCCUCAUACCUCCCCUUCCUCCCCAUGCCAAAAGAUCCAUCUGGGUCCUGGCUCUGAGCCAAGGCCUUAUUUUCUGUGACCAGACAGCAUUAGUAGUAGCUCAGGGCAUUGUGGUAGUUAUCGAGGGAGCAGGAGGAACAGUGCCCCUGCCCCGUCCCUCCCCACCCCCCAGCAGCGGCUAGGAGCUCGUGGGAAGCAAUGGGUCAAGUGUGGUUCUUCAGGGGUCCCCUAUUCUAGGCCAGGCAUAGUCGGUUCGGGAGUGUCCUGGCUUAAGAUUUUCAACAUCGGCCCUCAGGAUACAACACCGGUUCCCAGUGGGCCUGAGAUCUCCUCACCUUUGUUUCAGAAGCCGCUCUGGGCCUGUUGGAGCCAGAACUGGAAAUCAAUCAGUGCAGCCUAACAGACUUGAGAAAACCCAUCUAUUUAUUAUCUAUAUGACCAACAGGGUUGCUUUAACACUCGCUAAUUUGCAUUUCCAAGGAGAGCAAUUUAUUUUUAAUUAUUUUAUCAAGCACACGUCUUCUCCAAACAUAAUUAGUUCCUUUGCAAGGGGAGCAUCGGAGGCUAUGAGAACUCCCAGUGUAGACCUCUAUGUCCCUUCUGCUCAUCUCCCUUUAUUGGCUCAUUUAAAAUAUCCCAAGUGUUUCCUUAAAUGUGUCAAUGCAUUUGUCUCUUUUCUCAAAGGGAGGGUGGCAUAUUUUUCAGAAAACAAAGCUAAAGGUAAGACUUCUUCGAAAGUGUGAUGCGCCCUGCCCCCCCCCGAAACCUGUAUUUUAAUUGGGAUUUUGAAGGAAAAGGGAGCAGAAUCGAAACCCAUCAGAUAAUGAGAACGGAUUCUAGUGCUGCCCUCUGCCUGGAGUCCUCUCUCCCCUGACUCCUUCCGUCUCUGCUCACCUGGGUCCUGCCUUUCGGCUCAGAGCUCACCAGCUGUUUCUUCACCUUUGGAUCCAGCCCAGACAAGGCACUAGAGCAGACACGCAGAUGUCCAACUGUGCCACCCAGAGCCAAGCUUGGCACCCAGGGAGCACCACCUUGUGCCCGGCCUGGGAUAGGUGUGAGGAAUCCAGUGGGGAUGCAGCCAGACACAGCUCUAGUCCCCUGGGAUCAUCAUCUUGUGUCUUCUGGAUCCUGUGCCUUCAUACAGCACGCUACGUGUUCUCAGAAGCCACGUUGCACUCUUUGGCCCAUCACGAAUUUUUAGGCAACUAAACCCCAAAGUCGUCUUCUCUCUUUUCCAAACUGAAUAAAAUUUGUGUUCACCCAAAUCAAU